Balaenoptera acutorostrata (minke whale) is the source of this 2045-nucleotide messenger RNA. RefSeq lists its product as uncharacterized. Gene Ontology annotation, cellular component: cytoplasm. The record is from RefSeq and is a predicted model, not a curated record. NCBI's taxonomy places the organism in Eukaryota, Metazoa, Chordata, Mammalia, Artiodactyla, Balaenopteridae. Gene Ontology annotation, molecular function: sphingomyelin phosphodiesterase activity. The coding region runs from base 1 to 1710 and encodes 569 amino acids. The transcript has 4 exons. Gene Ontology annotation, biological process: sphingomyelin metabolic process.
AUGUUCCAAAGGCCCCAAAGCUGGCCUGGCAGUGGGAGCACAGGAGCCCCUGAGUCCUGGAGGGGGAAGAGCAGGAAGCAGGAAGGAGCCGAGCUGGCGGAGAAGGGUCGUGGGUGUGAAGGGCAGCCCUGGCCCAAACUUCAGGACAAUUUAAGAGACAACCUUAAGAGCUCUAGGAACUGGUUCACAGCUCGAAUUAGGAAGGUGGAGGGCAGGGCAGCGCCUGAGCAAGCGCGAGGCAGCUCGGUCCUGGGAUGCAACAGAGCGGGUGCAAGAGGGAUCCGCGGAUGGGGAGCUGGCUUCCACCUGGCUCGCGUGCCCCGGUGGCCCGGCCUGCUGCGCAGAGCCGAACCAACGGCCCUUCCCCCAGAUUGGAAGCUUCUUGGGGAAGGGUCACAGAGCCGCCUCCACUGUGGGCUCUGCCGGGCGCUGAGCCGGUGGCUGGUUAGGCCUCUCCGAGUCCGCCCCUUCCUCGGACUGGGGGAAGCAGGUCGGGGUUGGGUAGAUCCCGCAGUCUGGGCAGCGGGAGCGCCGGGGCCAUUUCACUCUGACUUGCGGGAGGAGGGAGAGGCGGAUGCAGCGCGCAGCGCGCAGCGCGCUCCACUCCCUGUCGUUGCGCCGGCCCGCAAUAAAAAGUGUCGCCCUCCACUUGGUGUGGGCUGCACCCAGAAGUUGCUCCCAUCGGCUCCCGGGCACGCACGAACGAGUCGACUCGCACGCUGGAAGCCAGUGAGUCGUCGGAGAGACUUGCUACCAAGAGCCCCGCGCGCCACGCCAUCCCCGCCCGACUGGCCCCCGACGCCCUGUGCCCUACGGCCCUCGCCCUUCCCGCACCCUGUGCUGCACGCUCUCCCCGGCCUGGCCCGCGCGCUACUUUUCCCGGCCUACUGGGCCCUGGACCAGCUGCUGGGCUGCUGGGCGCCGGCCGCACGCCCAAGCGACCAGAUCUGGCUGAGCGCCGCAGCGGGCGCCGGAGCGGCUCUGCUGCUGCUGCUUCUUGUCGGCCCGCCUCUGGCGCUGCCGGACCUGCUGCUCUGGCUGCUGCUGCAAGCCUGGCGCCGUCCCUUCUGCUACCAGCCCCCUCCGCAGUGCGGGGCGCCCCCCACGCCCUGGCGCCCCCCAACUGAGCCCGCGCGCAGCUUCAGCUUCUUCAGCGCCAACCUGUGCCUGCUCCCCUACGGGCUGGCGCGCUUCAGCAACUUGCCGCACAGCCAGCGGCGGGCCGAGACCGUGGGCGCCGUGCUGCUCGCCGGCCUGCGGCAUUCGCCCUAUGGGGCUACCGGCUGCAGUUCGCCAGUGCAGGGGAUGCCGUGCGGGGUGCUGAUAGGCGCCAUGCCAGCGAGUCUGGACUUCACGUGCCUGCAGGAGCUGUUCGAUCUUCGCGCAGAGCGACGCCUGGUGAGCCGCCUGGCACCCAAUCUGGGCCCGGUGUCGUACGACGUGGGCACAUUCGGCCUGCAGCCCGGGCUACACCUGAAGCUGCUGGGCAGCGGGCUGCUGCUGGCCUCGCGCUACCCGCUGCUACGCGCGGCCUUGCAGUCCUUCCUCACGCACGUCGCGAGGAUGCGCUGGCCUCCAAGGGACUACUUUCUGCACAGGAACGCGGCUGAGCACCUCCAAUCUCCGCCACUCCGUGGCCUGCUCCGCGGAGAUGCUGAGGGGUGUGGCCACCUGGGGGCCAGGCAACGCCCGGAAGGAGGGCUGCCCUGACCUUGCCGACGCCGCCACCCUCCUCAGGGCCUUGGAGCAGGGGGAAGGGCGCCGCCGGCGCCUGGACUACGUCACCUACCGGGGAGGACCCGGGGGCAUUCUGAGCCCAGGAAGUGCCAGAGCUCAGGGUGCUGGGCCUGCUGGCGCUGGGGCGACUCCUCAGUCUGACUCCUGCCCCCAAGAGGUGGAACAGGUGACUUUCAGCACCGCCCUGGCGGGGCUUACGGACCACCUGGCUGUGGGACUUCCAAGCCCUCCUAAGGCAGGUACGGAGGAGACAGGUGCCAGCACGGGUGGAAAGACAGACAGGGACGCAGAACGUGAGCCUGGCCAGC